CUGUAGAAUGAGGAAGUUCCUACGGUGUGAUAGUGGUUUCUUCAGGCGUGCUUCUCCUCCACGUCCGUUCUCUGUCAGAUACCAGCAUCGACACACUGAAACGGGACGAUUCACAGCUUCUUCGCCUGGGGCAUAGCAGUCUAACGUGGACUGAGAUAAUUUCAUUUCACUAUGGGAGCAUCUUCUUCAAGUCUGCUGGAUGAGACUAAAUCCAACUACAUCAGAGGUCGUGCGGAGGCUGAGUUGAAGAACUUCAGUCCCCACUACAGACAGCAGUACUUUGUAGCCUUCUUCUCUCAGCUGCAGGAGGAGGUGGAGCAACACAAAGAGACCCACACACAGCUGCUUAAACAGAGGGAGCCCCUUAGGCCAGAGGAAGUGCUGUAUCAGGACAGUGUUCUGCACUAUGACGACAGCGGGAAGUGGAAGGAGAGGUUUGUGGUGAUGAGAGCCAAUCACAGCCUGGAGUGUCAUGACAACCAGGAGAGCUUCAGUAAAGGUGUUCCGGCCAGACAGAGACUCCUACCAACAGGGGGCGUAGUUCUGACAUCCGAGGAGAAGUACACAGCGCUGGUGGACAAGGCCUUCCCUGACCCUAAAUGUUUGAAGGAGGAGACAUCUCCCCCCAUGGUAGUGGUACCUCCUGGUCAGUUCCCUGUGUUCCUCAGACUGCCCUACAGACGAGACGUGUACUUCAGCUUCCCCCAGGAGGACCGACGAGCGACCUUCCUCUCCAUCCUCACGGGCUGCAUCAGGCACCAGAACCACGAUUCUCUGAGAAGGUCGUCCUGUGAGUCUCAGGCGUUCCUCAAGGCCAUACAUUUCUACCGGCAGGAAAAAGGACACUAUGAGUCCUGGGACAUGCUGGUGGGCUGUGAGGAGCAGGUCCUAGCCAAUUUGGUUUUGGAGGAGCUUCAACCCUCUCUACAGACAGAACUGCUGGCCAGACUAAAGGGAAAGAAAGCAGGGAGGAAAAGAGUCUGGUUCACUACGUUGGAAGCCGCGUACCACCUGGUCCAGGACCAGCUGAGGGAGGGUCUGAAAGGUCUGAAGGAGGAGUGUAAAGAGACAGCCAGGUCUCAUGAAGCUCUGCUUCGUUCUGAUAUGGACCAGAUAGCCAGUUCUAGAAUCUUCCUGCAGGCCAAGCUACAAGCCUCCGUCAGUGAUCCGGCAGUAAAGUUCUGCAGUGAGAACGUGUCUCCGUACCUGGCGUCCAUCUUGGAAGAGCUGAUGUCUCCGGUGACGGGGGGCUUCCAGGGGCUCCGGCUUCUCCUGGAAGGGGAAAUAAACGCUCUCUGUGUGAGCUUCCCCGAGGAAGGGGGGCAGGAGGGGUUAAACCAGGCACUGGGGCAGAUGUGCCAGGCAAGUCUGGAGGAGUGUUACCAGGAAGUGGAGGUCCUGACAGAACGGCUUCAGGAACUCAGGCAUCGCUUCAAGUUCUCCAACUCAGUUCGUCUGAUCCACUGCACGCAGAUAGACAUGCAACAGCUGAUGGAGAAUGCUGUGUACACCUUUACAUUGCUCCUCCAGAGCUCACUGAAAGACAACCCUUCCAAUCUCACCUCAGCCAUGGAGAAAGCAAAGGUCAGAGUCCUCAAGCAGUACGACCAUGAUAGUAGCACGGUGAGAAAGAGGAUCUUUCAGGAGGCUCUGGUUGACAUCACGCUUCCUGCUAUCAGGAGGAACCUGGCUCCGGCACACAAACCGGACUUGCAGAAGUUGGACCAGUACAUCUUUGCUGAUUACACCAACUUCAUCAAAGUGGAAAACGUUUAUGAAGAUAUUCUACUGAACAUUCUGACCAUCGAGGUCGACAAAGUGGUGAAAGAAGCUGCCAGUCUGAGGAAGAACAACUUGAUGGUGGACAGUAUUGACCUGCAGAGUGCCAGCCAGAGCAGCCUGGCAGACAGUCGCACCCCUCCUCUCUCCGCCCCCGCCAGCCCUGCCAAGAUGGCCGUCUCUGGGCUGAGCAGACAGGCCGAGCGGGCACCUUCUCCCCUGGUGGGAAACUCGUCUUCUAGCACUGGGAAGCUGGAGGUGGAAGGUGGCCCAGUGGUCCCAGAUAUGGCUGCCCUCACUCCUCCUGUCAUUGUCAUAACACCACAAAGUGAGGCUCCAGACCCAGCCCCACUCUCACCCUCUGCCCCAGCACAUAUAUUUACCUAUACUGCUGAUGUCUCUGUAGCAGAGCCUGAUACCCCUUCACCUCUACCUGAAGUGUCCUCUGCUGAAAGCGAUUACCCCUCUGGUGCUGCCUCAACCAAACCUGAUGCUUCCUUAGUCUAUCAUGACGCCCCUUUGGCCACAAUCAUACCUUCUGGCCCCUCCCCCCAGGCUUCUCUUCCUGUGGCUGAACCAGCUUCCCAGACACCUGAAGUUACAGACACAGCCAAAGCAUCCCAACCACCAGGAACUGAAGACAAACCAGACACAGCCAAAGCAUCCCAACCACCAGGAACUGAAGACAAACCAGACACAGCCAAAGCAUCCCAACCACCAGGAACUGAAGACAAACCAGACACAGCCAAAAAAGCAUCCCAACCACCAGGAACUGAAGACAAACCAGACACAGACAAAGCCAGAAACAGCCCAGUGAGUGACGACAGUGUGUCGGUGUGUGUCGAGGCUCUAUCACCAAUGAGUAUGAUUCUUCCUGAGGUCACAGUGCUCUCCACUGGUCAGAGACAGAGAAAAACCACAGACAGAGCAGUCUACCUGAAAACUCCUGCAGGGGUGAAGGAGGGGGCAUCUGUACCUCUCACCGUGGACGAGAAGCAAGAGGAGGAAGAACAUCUUUGUAAAGAGGCAGAGAACACAGAAGCACAUCACAUUUGUACAGCCCUAUCCAACGCCCAUAUAGAAACUGUAGACGGUGAUUCGGUCCACUCUGACACCACUCCAGAAAUGAAAGCUAGUGGUACAGUCCAAACUAGCUCAUCUACCCAAGCCAGAGAGACUGAACCAGCCUCCCUGACUCAGAAUGACCUUAACCCCACAGGAUCAGAGAUGCAGCAUGGAGGCAGUGAGGACAGAGCGACAGUUACCUCCGUCACUAGAGUUACUGUCACUGAGAGAGAGGGUGCCCUGCUUGUAUGCAAUACCCUGGUCACAUCACCAGAGGGUGCUACUACUCCACUCACUGGGCCUGGGGAGGGUGUAGUGGAGGCAGGGGACAGAGGAGUGGCUCUGGGGGAUGUAGUGGAGGCAGGGGACAGAGGAGAAGCUCUGGGGCUACAGUCUAACACAGUGGGUAUUGAGGGAUUGGAGGGAGAGGAGGAGGAAGAGAAGGAAGAGGAGGAAGCGGUUCCACUGGAUAGUGUGAAGUCCAUCCGUGACUUGGUGAUGGAGGUAGUGGAGGUAGAAGAGCUGAUACAGAGGUGUCCCCCAGGAAACAGCACUCCCUAGCUGGGGAAAGAACGACUAGGGGGGUGUACCAACAGCAGAGCAAUCAACUGUGUUCAUUUUGAACCCAAUUCAACAUCUAUUAACUAUUUCUAUGUCAAAUAAAUUACUGAAAAUGUUUACUUCUACAGACUGAUAGAAAUUGAGGAGGUAAUUAUGUCUCUCCUCAGAGGAGCACACAGAUUGGAGAAGAAAUAAAACUGACCAAAUAACAUAACUUUAACAUCUGAUAGCUAUACUAACAGGACUGCCAUUGGUGCAGCAGAGAUGUAUUAUAUAUAUAUAUAUAUACACUGCUCAAAAAAAUAAAGGGAACACUUAUACAACACAAUGUAACUUCAAGUCAAUCACACUUCUGUGAAAUCAAACUGUCCACUUAGGAAGCAACACUGAUUGACAAUAAAUUUCACAUGCUGUUGUGCAAAUGGAAUAGACAACAGGUGGAAAUUAUAGGCAAUUAGCAAGACACCCCCAAUAAAGGAGUGGUUCUGCAGG
Molecule: messenger RNA, 3897 nt
Organism: Salmo salar (Atlantic salmon)
Lineage: Eukaryota; Metazoa; Chordata; Actinopteri; Salmoniformes; Salmonidae
Product: protein Niban 1
Source: RefSeq, a predicted model, not a curated record